CAAAAAAAGUUGUAAAUGACUGCAUUACAUGCCGCAAACUGAAAGGAAAAAUGUGCCAGCAGAUGAUGAGUGAUCUGCCGCCAGAGCGCUCCCAGCGUGCUAACCCAUUUGAGUAUACCACACUGGACCUCUUCGGCCCCUUCGAAAUUAAAGAUGCUGUCAAGAAAAGAACAGGGAAGAAGGUAUGGGGCAUAGUAUUCUGUUGCAUGGCAUCCAGGGCAGUGCAUGUGGACCUUGUGGACGACCAAUCAUCUGAAAGCUUCCUUCAGGCAUACUUCCGCUUCGUAUCAUUGAGAGGCCAUCCCAGAAAACUGUGGUCAGACAAGGGAACCAAUUUUAUUGGUGCUAAACCUGCCCUACAAGACUUGCACAGGUACUUGGCUACCUUACGGGAAGCAUCCAUUGAAGACCAGGCGGCCAAGCAUGGAACAGAGUGGGCAUGGAACUUUCAUCCAGCUGACGCACCACAUCGCAACGGGGCUGCGGAAGCUGCAGUUAAGCUCAUAAAGAAAGCUCUCACUAGCCUUGGAGGGACGACAAGCUCACUCACCUGGGGCGAACUCCAAACCCUCUUCUACCAGGCAGCUAACCUCACCAAUGAAAGGCCGAUUGACGCCAGGGCACAAGAGCAAGAGGACUCCAUAGAGUAUCUGACCCCCAACACUCUGCUCCUUGGAAGGACCAGUCAAGGAGGAGAUACAGGAGGAAUCGACUUGUGCACCCAUCCUUGGCGUCGCCUCAGAGCCAUCCAGAUUGGUGUGGAUAUGUUCUGGAAGAAGUGGAGUGAACUUGCCGGACCUAACCUCUUUGUUCGUCCAAAAUGGCACCAGUCACAAAGGAAUGUAGCGAUUGGUGACAUUGUUUGGAUCGCUGACCAAAAUGCACUCCGAGGCCAAUUCCGGCUUGGACGGAUCCUGGCUGUGUACCCCGACAAGAAAGGACUUGUGAGAGACGCAGACGUAAAGACCUGUGCAGGCCUCUCUGCCUCGUUGACUGCUGGGCAAGUCAAGAGGAACCCUCAGCAGCCAACAGCAGUCAUCCUACGGAGAGACGUAAGGAGAUUAGUAGUCCUCAUCCCUGUGGAAGACCAGUGACCCCUGGACAUCGUUAGCCAUCAGUUCUGACGUCACUGCCCCUUCUUUCUCUCUUUCUCUCUCUCUCUCCAGCUGUUUGGCACGUGUCUAUGCUGCCAUCGGCACCACUUGCACCAUUCAUGAAGAAUGAAGAAUACACACUCCAUAUGACCAAACCUGGCAGAACACUACACAUCUGUCAGGGGAGGUGUCCGAACAGUGACAAUGACUAUCCUUCAUGA
Scatophagus argus is the source of this 1315-nucleotide messenger RNA. RefSeq lists its product as uncharacterized. Lineage: Eukaryota; Metazoa; Chordata; Actinopteri; Scatophagidae. Bases 51 to 1094 code for a protein of 347 amino acids. The transcript is spliced from 2 exons. Gene Ontology annotation, biological process: DNA integration. Gene Ontology annotation, molecular function: nucleic acid binding. The record is from RefSeq and is a predicted model, not a curated record.